Acanthisitta chloris (rifleman) is the source of this 1770-nucleotide messenger RNA. RefSeq names its product potassium/sodium hyperpolarization-activated cyclic nucleotide-gated channel 4. The transcript is spliced from 8 exons. The record is from RefSeq and is a predicted model, not a curated record. Gene Ontology annotation, molecular function: voltage-gated potassium channel activity. Gene Ontology annotation, cellular component: membrane. The annotation marks the transcript as partial. NCBI's taxonomy places the organism in Eukaryota, Metazoa, Chordata, Aves, Passeriformes, Acanthisittidae. Gene Ontology annotation, biological process: potassium ion transport; transmembrane transport.
GCGCCCCUGCCCCCGGCGUCCCCUCCGGAGCCCCAGCAGCAGCCCCUCCGGGCCUGCUCCUCUUCCUCCAUCAAGGUGGAGGGAGGUGGAGGGUGCGACCAGAUCACCCCAGAUGAGGAGCAGAGGCUGGGCCAAGCCGGUUUCAUGCAGAGGCAGUUCGGGGCCAUGCUCCAGCCAGGGGUCAACAAAUUCUCCUUGAGGAUGUUUGGCAGCCAGAAGGCCGUGGAGAGGGAGCAGGAAAGGGUUAAGUCUGCCGGGUUCUGGAUCAUCCAUCCCUACAGCGACUUCAGGUUUUACUGGGAUUUGACCAUGCUGCUCCUGAUGGUAGGGAACCUGAUCAUCAUCCCUGUGGGCAUCACUUUCUUCAAGGAUGAAAACACUACUCCAUGGAUUGUCUUCAAUGUGGUUUCGGACACGUUCUUCCUCAUCGACCUUGUCCUCAACUUCCGAACAGGCAUUGUGGUGGAGGACAACACUGAGAUCAUCCUAGACCCACAGAGGAUCAAGAUGAAGUACCUGAAGAGCUGGUUUGUGGUGGAUUUUAUCUCCUCCAUCCCCGUGGACUAUAUCUUCCUGAUCGUGGAAACGCGCAUCGAUUCCGAGGUGUACAAGACGGCGCGAGCUCUGCGCAUCGUGCGCUUCACCAAGAUCCUCAGCCUGCUGCGGCUGCUGCGGCUCUCCCGGCUCAUCCGCUACAUCCACCAGUGGGAGGAGAUCUUCCACAUGACCUACGAUUUGGCCAGUGCGGUGGUGAGGAUCGUGAACCUGAUCGGGAUGAUGCUGCUGCUGUGUCACUGGGACGGCUGCCUCCAGUUCCUGGUGCCCAUGCUGCAGGACUUCCCUGAUGACUGCUGGGUGUCCCUCAACCGCAUGGUGAAUGACUCCUGGGGGAAGCAGUACUCCUACGCGCUGUUCAAGGCCAUGAGCCAUAUGCUGUGCAUCGGGUACGGGCAGCAGGCACCCGUGGGCAUGUCAGACGUGUGGCUCACCAUGCUGAGCAUGAUCGUGGGGGCCACCUGCUACGCCAUGUUCAUCGGCCACGCCACAGCCCUCAUCCAGUCCCUGGACUCCUCACGGCGCCAGUACCAGGAGAAGUACAAACAAGUGGAGCAGUACAUGUCCUUCCACAAGCUCCCGGCAGACAUGCGGCAGCGCAUCCACGAUUACUAUGAGCACCGCUACCAGGGGAAGAUGUUUGAUGAGGAGAGCAUCCUGGGAGAGCUGAGCGAGCCCCUCCGAGAGGAAAUCAUAAACUUCAACUGCCGGAAGCUGGUUGCCUCCAUGCCCCUCUUUGCCAACGCAGAUCCCAACUUUGUGACCUCCAUGUUGACCAAGCUGCGCUUCGAGGUGUUUCAGCCAGGGGAUUACAUCAUCCGAGAGGGCACCAUUGGCAAGAAGAUGUACUUCAUCCAGCACGGGGUGGUCAGUGUCCUCACCAAGGGCAACAAGGAGACCAAGCUGGCUGAUGGCUCCUACUUUGGAGAGAUCUGCCUGCUGACGCGCGGCCGGCGCACGGCCAGCGUGAGAGCCGACACCUACUGCCGCCUCUACUCCCUCUCCGUGGACAACUUCAACGAGGUGCUGGAAGAAUACCCCAUGAUGCGCAGAGCCUUUGAAACAGUGGCCCUCGACAGGCUGGACAGAAUUGGCAAGAAAAAUUCCAUUCUGCUGCAUAAAGUCCAGCAUGACCUCAAUUCAGGUGUUUUCAACUACCAAGAGAAUGAGAUCAUCCAGCAGAUCGUGCAGCACGACAGAGAGAUGGCACACUGU